Messenger RNA from Physella acuta, 1303 nucleotides. Its product is annotated as tRNA 2'-phosphotransferase 1. NCBI's taxonomy places the organism in Eukaryota, Metazoa, Mollusca, Gastropoda, Physidae. Gene Ontology annotation, biological process: tRNA splicing, via endonucleolytic cleavage and ligation. Gene Ontology annotation, molecular function: tRNA 2'-phosphotransferase activity. The record is from RefSeq and is a predicted model, not a curated record.
UAACCAUAACAAAUUGCAUAAACUUCCGGCAAUACCAGAGAAAAACCGAAAGUAGGCCUAGAAAUAAGAUAUAAACAGUUGCUUAUUCAUAACACAUUCAUUAUGUGAUUGCAGACUCUAGAUCUAGAUCUAAUUCAAAUAUAUAGUUUUUCUUCUAGAUCUACAGACCAACGAAACUACUAUCCCACUAGUUCCAAAAUGUCUAGAAGAACUAAAGAUACCGUAAAGCUUUCAAAAUCUUUAUCUUAUUUAUUACGACAUGGGGCAGAGAAAAAAGGUUUCAAGCUUCUACCAGGUGGUUUCUUGUAUGUGGAUGACAUUUUGAAUUCCCAAGAUUUCCAGUCAGUGACGGUUGCAGAUAUUGAACAGGUUGUUGAGAACAAUGAUAAGAAAAGGUUCACGCUAGAGUCUGAUGCUGACACAGGUAGACUGAAGAUCAGGGCCAACCAGGGACACAGCAUACAGGUUGAAGACUUGGACCUUAAGCCAAUCACAGAUGCCUCAGAUUACCCUGUUGUUGUCCAUGGAACCUAUCAGAGGCCAUUUAAGUCAAUAGCAAAAGAGGGUCUGAAACGCAUGGGGAGGAUCCACAUCCAUUUUGCUCCAGGUGAACCAGGUGCUGAUGGUGUCAUCAGUGGAAUGAGGAAAUCAUGCACUGUUCUUAUAUACUUAAAUUUACAAAAAGCUCUUCAAGAUGGGUUUCAGUUUUUUCUAUCAGCUAAUAAUGUGAUACUCUCCCCUGGAAAUGGUGAUGGUGUUAUUCCCCCUGUGUAUUUUGAGAAGGUGAUCGACAGAAGUACAGGAGAGAAAAUUUUUCAAGAUGGUGCCUAUCUGAAAACUGAAAGUUUAAACCAAGUUUUAGAGAACAUUCAACUAGAGCCAGAUGUCAUGACAGCUGAAGAUGUUGCUGCAGAAUUUGAUAAAAAAGGGAAUCGAAGGAAAAAGAAGUAGAACAAGAAUGAAUUAUUUAUAAUAUUUAUUUAAAUUAUAUUGUCAGACCUGUAUGGUUAAUGUUAAACCAACAAAACUGUGUUAUGCUAGUUGACGAUUGAGGACACAGAAGUCUGUUUUUUAAUUUAUGUUGGAUGAUAGAUGACAAGAAAAUUUCUACAACUACCCAAUCACAAUAUUUCUUCUUCAUUCUGCUGUCUCAGCUUCUGCUUUCUUGUUGAGUUCAUUCGUUUUUAAACAUGGAUUUAGCAUUUCUGUUUUGUGAAUUAAAACACACCUAAGAAUUUUUGAGUAGAUUUUAUGAAUGGCUAUCAUUCACUGCUGGAAUAAAAUUAACAUUUAUUUUGUUAUA